UAAAAAGGAAGAAACAAACCCUGGCUGCUUAGGAAAAUCCUUCUUCAAUCUGGGGAGGUUUGGUCGGAAAUAAUGGAAGUUCAGAGGUUUAGGCAGUUGAUGCUCCUUUGGUCAAGAAUCCAAAGCAUCCGAGUGGCCCUCGUGGGUGGAAACCACACCGCUUCCAGGUUUUGCACUCACUAACUUCUCUUCCCUCUCCUCUCGCCUGAAUCAUCUCUGUCCCCUAGUUUCUUUCUUUCUCUGAUAUCAUCAUCGUCGUCUGUAAAACCAAAAAGCCCAUUUACUAGCAAAACCUGCGACACUCUCUCUUCUUCCCUUCCUCAACACUUAAAAGCAAAAAUUUUGAAGAAGAAGAAGAAAUGGGGUUGGUUCCAAGAUUUCGACCCACCAUGACCCAGUGUAGGAUCAAGCACCUGCACAGAGGUGGAAUCACUGUGACUCCUCACGAUCAGCUCAUAAUUAAGCUACCCGAUUCAAGGGUUCUUACGGUCAUCGCUCGAUCGGUGCUUCUGGCUUUGGCCAUUAUCACUUCUCCCUGGCUUGGAUCAAUGGUCAUUCGGGAUUCUUCCUUAACUUACAGUUCUGUAACUUCUGAGGCUCGCAUCCAUGGUGAAUCACUGUUGCCUGUGCUCCUUCACGACUUCACCAGCGAGGGUCUCUUCAAAUCGGGCGACAAAGCCCUCUUUGUGAUCCAACACGGCGAUGGCGACGAAGUUACAACUCACGGUGCCCAGAUCUUGAAAGCCCACGACAUGGAUCUCGUCUCUGAAUCCGAUGCCGAGAGACAGAACUCAAUCCUAGAUGGCACAUUUGAUUUCGUCAUCGCGUCUGGCUUCAUUGCCGGCGAGUUCAUCGAUCGAAUCCUCAAGACUGGCGGAAUCGUUGCCAUUCAAUUGAGCAACAAUCCCUCGAACGCCUUCUACAAACCAUCGAAUUACAAAAUCAUGUAUCUCAGGCAGUUCGAAUCCACGGUCUUGGCGUUGAGAAGACCGGCCCUGCUGAGACAAAUUCACAGACGAAGAGGCGUCUCUGUGCAUCGUCAUCAGAAGGCAAGAGGGCAGCAUUGAAUGGCCUGGAAGACGUCCUGCUUGAACCGCCACGAGCUUCUUCAGUGAAACAGAGCAACAAGUACUUGAAGAGGACCAAAUACCUCCCUGACCUAAUGGGUGAUUCUUUAGAACAGUACCCUCGUCGCCUAUUCAUCGAUGUUGGCUUACCAGACAAGAACAGCAAUGGCAGCCCGAUCUGGUUCGCAUGGAACUACCCAACAAGGAAUCGAGAUUUUGAAAUCU
This is a messenger RNA of Telopea speciosissima, 1292 nucleotides long. RefSeq lists its product as uncharacterized. The record is from RefSeq and is a predicted model, not a curated record. Lineage: Eukaryota; Viridiplantae; Streptophyta; Magnoliopsida; Proteales; Proteaceae. The transcript is spliced from 2 exons. Bases 360 to 1067 code for a protein of 235 amino acids.